This is a messenger RNA of Acomys russatus (golden spiny mouse), 2142 nucleotides long. RefSeq names its product KRI1 homolog (gene Kri1). The coding region runs from base 47 to 2134 and encodes 695 amino acids. The record is from RefSeq and is a predicted model, not a curated record. NCBI's taxonomy places the organism in Eukaryota, Metazoa, Chordata, Mammalia, Rodentia, Muridae. Gene Ontology annotation, cellular component: nucleolus; 90S preribosome. Gene Ontology annotation, biological process: endonucleolytic cleavage in ITS1 to separate SSU-rRNA from 5.8S rRNA and LSU-rRNA from tricistronic rRNA transcript (SSU-rRNA, 5.8S rRNA, LSU-rRNA). The transcript is spliced from 19 exons.
CCGGAGGGGGCGUUUCCACGCAUGCGCGCUAGGCCACACAGCCGCCAUGCCGGAACCGCGCGGUUCUGGGUCCCUGAAGGUGAACGCAGCGUUUGCUGCGCGCUACAGCCGUUACCGCGAGCGUGAGGAACUGCAGAGACUGAAGGAUCGCUAUGGGAAUCCGGACGACGGCGGCGACUCCAGCUCUGAGUCUGACUCGAGCGAUGAGCAUGUGGAAUUUGACCCCCAGCAGGAGAGAGACUUUUACAGAACUCUGUCUUUGCUGAAGAAGAAGGACCCCCGAAUUUACCAGAAGGAUGCUACCUUCUACCAGAGAACAGCCGACACGUCAUCUUCAGAGAGUGAGGAGGAAACAACUGCCUCAGGAAAGCAGAAGAAAGUGCAGCCCAUGUACUUGAAGGACUAUGAGAGGAAGGUCAUCUUGGAGAAAAAAGGCAAAUAUGUUGACGAGGACAACUCUGAUGGGGAGGCCUUUGAUCACAGGCUCAAGGAAACAUCAACAAAGAGUUACGUAGAAGAACAGAAACAGCUGAAGGAAAGCUUCCGAGCUUUCGUGGAGGACAGCAGCGAUGAGGACAGUGCUGGGGAAGGUGGCUCUGGGUUGCUGCAGAAGCACGCUAAGAGCGGGGAAGAAAAGGCGCAGGAGGAGGUGGACUACCUGGAGUGGCUGAAGGGGCAGAAGGAGAUUCACAGCUCCGAGUCGUUAAAAGAACUGACACACCUCAAGGAGUACUGGAACAACCCAGGACUGGACGAGGGGGAACAGUUCCUGAAGGAUUAUAUCCUCAACAAACGCUACGAAGAAGAGGAGGAGGAGGAAGAGGAGGAUGGGGUUCCGGGCCCCCCAGUCCAGCUGGCAGUGGAUGACUCCUCAGAUGAAGGGGAGCUGUUCCUGAAGAAGCAGGAAGACUUUGAACACAAGUACAACUUCCGCUUCGAGGAGCCUGACUCAGCCUCAGUCAAGACAUACCCACGUAGCAUCGCAUCAUCUGUGCGCCGCAAGGAUGAGCGCCGGAAGGAGAAGAGGGAAGAGACUAGGGAGCGGAAGAAGAGGGAGAAGGCUAGGAAGCAGGAGGAGCUGAAACAGUUAAAGAACCUAAAGAGGAAGGAGAUUCUGGCCAAGCUGGAGAAGCUGAGGCAGGUCACUGGCAACGACACGCUGGGCCUUGAGGAGCGGGACCUGGAGGAUGACUUCGACCCUGCCCAGCACGACCAGCUCAUGCAGAAAUGCUUUGGAGACGCCUUCUAUGGCACUGCGGAGGAAGAGAAGCCACAGUUUGAGGAGGAGGAAGGGCUGGAAGAUGACUGGAAUUGGGACACAUGGGGCGGACCUGAGCAGGACGGGGCCUGGAGCCAGCAGGAGCUGCACUGUGAGGACCCUGACUUUAAUAUGGACGCUGACUAUGACCCCAGCCAACCUCGGAAGAAGCUUCGUGAGGCCCCAGUCUCAGGCAAAAAGAAGCGCAAGUCUCCGUUUGCAGCUGCAGUGGGGCAGGAGAAGCCCUUGUUUGACCCUGGGGACAGGACUUUUGAGGAGUACCUAGAUGAGUACUACAAGCUGGACUAUGAAGACAUCAUCGAUGACCUGCCUUGUCGCUUCAAGUACCGCACUGUGGUGCCCUGCGACUUCGGGCUCAGCACAGAGGAGAUCCUUGCAGCCGAUGACAAGGAGCUGAACCGGUGGUGUUCCCUGAAGAAGACCUGCAUGUACAGGUCGGAGCAGGAAGAGAUGCAGGAGAAGCGAGUGUACAGCCAGAAGGCCCAGAACUUGGGGAAGAAGAGGCAGAUCUUCAAGUCUCUGUGCCAGGAAGAGUUGGAAAUGCCCACAGAGGCCACAGGGAAAUCACAGGGCAAGGCUGGUCCACAAGCUCAGCUGCCCACGCUGGAUGGAACCUACGGGAAGAGGCUCCAGUCUGAGAACCCAGUAGCCAAGGAAGAGGAAUUGGCACACACAGCCUGCCCAGAGAAGCCAGCCUCCCAGAGGCACAAGAAGAAGGCCAGGCUGCUGGGUCCCACAGUGACACUUGGAGGUCACAAGUUCAGCCGACAGAGAUUACAGGCCUUUGGUCUCAACCCCAAAAGGCUGCACUUCCGCCAGUUGGGUCGCCAAAGGAAGAAACAGAGCUGCCCCUGAGAGCCAUC